CCCAAAUUAAUUAAUCACCCAAAAAACCAAAAUAAGUUGCUACAGUCGCCACAUUUUCUAUGUGCUCGGUGCCAACAAAAUUGUCUCUCCGUCUCCGGUAAAGACAGCAAUGUUCGUUUCCGACAAACCUCGUCCCAAUGAAUUCUACAAAGACGAUACCACCAAUUCCUCCACCACCGCACGCAACAUGAUCAUCGAUGGAGAUCUACAGCCCCACAAUCACCAUCACCACAAUCUUCAUCAUCUCCAGCCGCAACAGAUUCUUCUCCUCGGAGAAAGCAGCGGCGGCGAGGAUCACGAAGUCAAACCCCCCAAGAAACGAGCGGAGACCUGGGUACAAGACGAGACUCGUUCCCUGAUCAUGUUCCGCCGAGGCAUGGACGGUCUCUUCAACACCUCCAAAUCCAACAAGCAUCUCUGGGAGCAGAUCUCGGCCAAGAUGAGGGAGAAAGGGUUCGACCGGUCUCCGACCAUGUGUACCGAUAAGUGGAGGAAUCUGCUGAAGGAGUACAAAAAGGCCAAGCAUCAGGACAGGGGGAAUGUGUCGGCGAAGAUGUCUUAUUACAAGGAGAUUGAAGAUAUUCUGAGGGAGAGGAGUAAGAAAGUGACACAGUAUAGCAAGAGUCCUACUAAUACGCCCAUUGCUAAAGUUGAUUCCUUUAUGCAAUUUACUGAUAAAGGUUUUGAUGAUCCGAGCAUUCCUUUUGGAUCCGUUGUUGAAGCUAAUGGCAGGCCGGCGUUAAACCUUGAAAGGAGUCUUGAUCAUGAUGGUCAUCCUCUUGCAAUCACUGCAGUUGAUGCUGUUCCAGCCAAUGGAGUUCCUCCUUGGAACUGGAGAGAGACUCCUGGAAACGGUGGUGAUGCUCAUGGUCAACAGCCUUUUGGUGGGAGGGUCAUAACUGUGAAAUUAGGCGACUAUACAAGAAGAAUCGGUGUUGAUGGUACUGCUGAAGCAAUCAAAGAGACAAUCAGGUCUGCUUUUAGAUUAAGAACCCGGAGGGCGUUUUGGUUAGAAGAUGAAGAUCAGGUUGUUCGUUGUCUUGACCGAGACAUGCCCUUAGGGAACUACCUACUCCAUGUCGAUGAUGGACUGGCCAUCAGGGUUUGCCACUAUGAUGAUUCCAACCAGUUACCAGUCCAUACGGAAGAGAAAAUCUUCUACACGGAAGAAGAUUACCGCGACUUUCUGGCUAGACGAGGGUGGACAUGUCUACAGGGUGAUGGCUUUAGGAACAUAGACAACAUGGAUGAUCUUCAGCCUGGUGCUGUCUACCGAGGAGUGAGAGAGAGGAUGUGAUCUCAGAACUUUUUUGUCCAAGUCCAUCCAUCAACGGCUAAUCGAAUCACAGAACUGUCCCUGUAAAUAUAUAUUUCCAUUCCCAUUGUAAAUUCCCGCUCAGUAGGACAAAAAGUUUGGAUUCACCUUACAGGCCAAUAAGUCCUCAAAUUGUAUUUUUGUUUUGUUGCAUUUUGGAAUAAACAAGAGGCGUGAGUGGUGUCAGCCACUCUUCAUCUUAUACGUCAUUCAUGUAAAGAAUAAAGUGUGUCGAGUCCCUUGUGAACCUGCAGAAGAAAACAAACUUUCUGAUC
This is a messenger RNA of Raphanus sativus (radish), 1590 nucleotides long. Its product is annotated as trihelix transcription factor GT-1. The transcript has 5 exons. The record is from RefSeq and is a predicted model, not a curated record. Bases 110 to 1297 code for a protein of 395 amino acids. Lineage: Eukaryota; Viridiplantae; Streptophyta; Magnoliopsida; Brassicales; Brassicaceae.